Molecule: messenger RNA, 3038 nt
Organism: Phoenix dactylifera (date palm)
Lineage: Eukaryota; Viridiplantae; Streptophyta; Magnoliopsida; Arecales; Arecaceae
Product: kinesin-like protein KIN-14H
Biological process (GO): microtubule-based movement
Molecular function (GO): microtubule binding; microtubule motor activity; ATP binding
Source: RefSeq, a predicted model, not a curated record
AAUCGAAAUCGCGAUCAAAAAAUAAACAAAAGAGACGUCCCUCCGAAAACUCAAACCCCAAUUCCCAAUCCCACGAGCGAGGAAGAUAGAUCGAAGGAAAAAAAAAGUGAUUUUUUUUUUGAUCGAAUUCAUCCUUCUUGUCCUCUUCAUCUUUCGCCUUUCUCUUCUUUCUGGCCGUCAAAGCGACGGCUAAGACUCCCUCAGCUUGCCUUCGGCUUCACUCCACGGCCCCAUCCCCUCACCCAAAUUGAAAGCUCCACCUCCCACCUCAAAACCCUAACCCUAUCACCCUAAUCUCCUCUUAAAUCCAUGUCCUCCCGGAACCAGAACAGGCCCCCUCCCACCCCGGUCUUCGACCCCACUCCAAGCCCCUCAAAUAAGAAGGAGAAUUUAGAUGAGGCGCCUGUGGACAAGCGAAGGAAGAUUGGAGUAGGGAGGAUGGUGUGCCCGGCAACCAACCCGCGUGCGCGGCAGGUGCUGUCGACUGUCAAUGCUGGUCCGAAUCCUGGUGGGCAUGGUGAUCAUGGGGCCGGCGCCGCUCCGAGCUCUGACGGUGGGAGCAGUGGCAGUGGGGUUGAGUUCACAUCUAGGGAGGAUGUGGAGAGGCUUUUGGGUGAGAAGAUGAAGGGGAAGAACAAGAAUGAUUACAAGGGAAAGAGCGAGCAGAUGAUAGAGUACAUAAAGAAACUCAGGACUUGUAUCAGAUGGUUCAUGGAGCUUGAAGAUGGGUAUUUGGCCGAGCAGGAGAAACUCAGAAGUAUGUUGGAUUCUGAAGAGAAAAGGCAUGCAGAGAUUGAGGCCCAGAUGAAGGCCAAGGUUGAAGAAUUAAAUACAAUUAUCCAGGACCUUCAGAGGCAGCAUGCAUCUUUGCUGGAAAGCUUCAGAAAGGAGGAAGCUGACAAAUUGGCCUUUGUUAAAUCUUAUGAGACGGAAAGAGAGGCAAGGAUUGCAGUUGAAAAUUUGCGGGCAACAUUGUCCGAAGAGCUGGAAAAGGUCAAUCAAGAGGCAAGACGUUUCAGCGAUCAGCUGAAAAUGAUCCAAGAAACCAACAAGAGGUUGCAGGAAUACAAUACUAGCUUGCAGCAGUACAAUAGCAAUCUUCAAGCUGAUGCUUUGAAAAAUGGUGAGACUAUCUCAAAGUUGCAGAAGGAGAAGAAUGCGAUGAUGGAAACCUUGACUGGUUUAAGGGAUCACACUAACUCUCUUAAGAUUCAAUUGGAUGCUUCUAGGUCAUCUCAGCAAGAAGCUAUUAAACAGAAAGAAGAGUUAAAGAAGGAAGUAGGUUGCCUUAGAUGUGAAUUGCAGCAAGUAAGAGAUGAACGUGAUCAUACAUUAGUGCAAGUUCAGAGUUUAAGUGUUGAAGUUGCAAACUAUAAAGAAAGAACUGGGAAGUCCUCACAGGAUAUGGAAACCAUAAGGAUAAAGGCUAACACCCUUGAGGAGACAUGCUCUUCACAAAGGGAGCAGAUACAAAUGUUGCAGCAUCAGCUUGCUGCAGCAAAUGAAAAGUUGAAGAGGGCUGAUUUAACAGCCAUUGAGACAACGACGGAAUACGAACAGCAGAAGAAAACUGUAAAAGAUUUGCAAGAACGCCUUGCAGAUGCGGAGUUUCAAAUUUUGGAAGCUGAAAAAUUGCGUAAAAAGCUGCAUAAUACCAUACUGGAGCUGAAGGGAAAUAUCCGAGUGUUUUGUAGAGUACGCCCUAUUCUACCUGAUAGCGAUUCUAGUGGCAUAGAGGGGCCAGUUGUUUCUUAUCCAACAUCGGUUGAAUCUCUUGGGCGGGGCAUUGACUUGAUGCAUCAUGCUCAAAAGUAUUCCUUCACUUUUGAUAAGGUAUUCAAUCAUGAAGCUUCACAAGAAGAUGUAUUUGUAGAAAUAUCGCAACUGGUACAGAGUGCACUAGAUGGCUAUAAGGUAUGCAUAUUCGCUUAUGGGCAAACAGGUUCUGGUAAAACUUAUACCAUGAUGGGCAAGCCACAACCUUCCGAGCAGAAAGGGCUCAUACCCCGAUCUCUAGAGCAAAUAUUCCAGACCAGCCAAUCUCUGCAAUGUCAGGGAUGGAAAUACAAAAUGCAGGCUUCAAUGCUUGAAAUUUAUAACGAAACUAUUCGCGAUUUAUUAUCACUGAGCCGCCCUGGCAGCUUGGAUGCAAAUGCUGCUCUUAGCAAACAAUAUGCAAUCAAACAUGAUUCAAAUGGCAACACGCAAGUUUCUGACCUUACUGUUGUAGAUGUUUGCAGUCUUAAGGAGGUUUCUUUUCUCCUACAGCAAGCUGCACAGAGUAGGUCUGUGGGUAAGACACAAAUGAAUGAACAAUCCUCAAGAAGUCACUUCGUGUUCACAUUAAGGAUAUCUGGAGUUAAUGAGAGCACAGAACAACAGGUUCAAGGAGUGUUGAAUUUAAUUGAUCUGGCUGGAAGUGAGCGCCUUGCUAAAAGUGGCUCCACUGGAGACCGCCUCAAAGAAACACAGGCAAUUAAUAAAAGUUUAUCAGCUUUGAGUGAUGUAAUAUUUGCUAUUGCAAAGAAAGAGGAUCAUGUGCCUUUCAGGAACUCCAAGCUGACAUAUCUUCUGCAGCCUUGCCUUGGUGGAGACUCUAAAACGUUAAUGUUUGUCAACAUCGCCCCAGAGUCGUCGUCUGUUGGGGAGUCAAUCUGUUCCCUUCGUUUUGCUGCAAGGGUUAAUUCUUGCGAGAUUGGGAUUCCCCGUCGCCAGACCCAGAUGCGUUCGUCAGACUCACGCUUAAGCUAUGGUUGAGCAGCAUGGCAAAUACUUGCAUCCUCCAGCACCAUAUGCUUGUCGCUGUAGCUGCCGUGGCAUAUUUAAUGACUAUUAGGCUUCUAACAUAGUCUUCUGUAACCAGCACCAAGGAAAUGAAAUCAAUGUUGUGUUGUGAAUUGAAUUUGCACAAGGCAGUAUGUUGAUUGUGGUAAUAUUUGUAUCAGUAAUUCCUUUUAACUCAUUGUCUGUUAUAAUUGAAUCAAUUACCUACAUGAACAAUUUACACAAUCAGUUCAGCUGGAAUACCUGUUGAGGAU